AUGGCGUCGGAACGUUUGCAUCUCCCAUCAGAACCAGCCUCUACUGAGGAAAACAUUCCUACUGGCGACUAUGCCUCGCAAGUCGAGAAGACAGACACUUCAGAAGGGAGGCAAACAACUAUAACGAGAUCAGACCGAUCGGCAGAUGAGGAGUAUCCCCAUGGCAUCAAGCUCUUCUUGAUCGUCACGUCGUUAUGUUUUGCAGUCUUUCUGAUGGCCCUUGACCAGUCUAUCCUCGCGACCGCCAUUCCUAAGAUUACAGAUGCCUUUAACAGCUUAGAUGAUGUGGGCUGGUAUGGCAGUGCCUACCUGCUCACCACCGCUUCGCUGCAGCUCUUGUUUGGCAAGCUAUAUACCUUCCUGGACAUCAAGAGGGUCUUUCUGGUCGCCAUCAGUUUCUUCGAACUGGGCAGUCUGCUCUGCGGCGUCGCGCAAAGUUCCGUCAUGUUGAUCGUCGGUCAUGCCAUUGCCGGCAUUGGGGCAGCUGGUUUAUUCUCGGGUGGCCUGCUCAUCCUCGCCAAAACAUCUAUUGCCGGGCCCCUACUGGGUGGUGUCUUCACCGACAAGGCUACCUGGCGCUGGUGCUUCUUCAUUAAUCUGCCCAUCGGGGCCAUCACCUUCAUCGGCAUUACCAUCUUCUUUCCAUCUCCAAAGAAGCCCAUCGAGACCUUCUCUACGAACGAAUCCUUCCCGGCGCGUAUCAACCUCUUCGAUCCCCUCGGCACCAUCUUCUUCAUACCCUCCAUCAUCUGUCUGCUACUCGCCCUGCAGUGGGGCGGCUCGACAUAUGCCUGGAACUCCGGCCGCGUCAUCGCAUUGUUUGUGCUCACCGGCGUGCUGCUCCUCGUCUUCUUGGGGGUUCAGGGGUGGAAAAAAGAGGACGCGACAGUCCCUCCGCGUAUCAUGAAGAAGCACGCCGUUUGGUCCUCUUCCCUGUACUCGUUCUGUGUCGGUGCAGCACAGUUCAUCAUGAUCUACUACGUGCCUAUUUGGUUCCAGGCCAUCCUAGGCGUCACCGCUCUCCAGUCUGGCAUCCGAGUCCUUCCCCUCCUUCUGGCCAGUGUUAUAGCUGCCUUCCUCUGCGGUGCCGCCGUCACGGUGUUGGGCUAUAUCACGCCCUUCAUGUUCCUUGGGACUAUUUUUAUGGCGACAGGUGGUGGCCUAAUACACACCUGGACACCUGACACUGGGAGCCCCGUAUGGAUCGGGUAUCAGGUUCUAUUUGGGCUUGGGUUCGGUAUGGCGUUGCAAUUGCCCAUGCUGGUGGCACAGACCGUCCUAGCACGUGAGGAUCUGGGGGUCGGCAUGGCACUCAUGACCUUCUUGCAAUCCUUAGGCGGUGCCGUCUUCGUCUCGGUGGGCCAGAACGUCUUCGAUAACCAGCUUGUGACGGCCAUAGAGACCUAUGCGCCCUCGGUCGAUCCUGAGAGCAUAAUAUUGGCGGGUGCCACGAGUUUUAGGAACUACGUACCAGCAGAUCAAUUAGCCAAUGUUGUACUCAGCUACAAUAACGCGUUGGCCAAAACGUUCCUCGUCAGUGCCGCCAUGGGGGCUGCUUCCUUCUUAGGCGCUGCGCUGGUCGGUUGGAGGAGCGCAAGGGGAAAGCAGAUGGAUAUGGCCAUGGCUUGA
Messenger RNA from Cryphonectria parasitica EP155, 1629 nucleotides. RefSeq names its product MFS general substrate transporter. Gene Ontology annotation, biological process: transmembrane transport. Gene Ontology annotation, molecular function: transmembrane transporter activity. The transcript has 3 exons. Lineage: Eukaryota; Fungi; Ascomycota; Sordariomycetes; Diaporthales; Cryphonectriaceae. The record is from RefSeq and is a predicted model, not a curated record. Bases 1 to 1629 code for a protein of 542 amino acids.